Amblyraja radiata (thorny skate) is the source of this 1356-nucleotide messenger RNA. RefSeq names its product NSE4A component of SMC5/6 complex (gene nsmce4a). Gene Ontology annotation, cellular component: nucleus; Smc5-Smc6 complex. The record is from RefSeq and is a predicted model, not a curated record. Gene Ontology annotation, biological process: DNA repair. Lineage: Eukaryota; Metazoa; Chordata; Chondrichthyes; Rajiformes; Rajidae. The coding region runs from base 42 to 1181 and encodes 379 amino acids. The transcript is spliced from 11 exons.
CGUCAGUCAGGGGCCGGUCGGGUCGGGUCGGUUCAUCCGCGAUGUCGGGCAGCAGCAGAAGCCGAACCCGAACCCGGGCCUCGAGCUCGAGCGCCAGCGCCAGCUCCCCUCACCCGUUGCCCAGCACGUCCAACGGCACAGGAGGGGGGCAGCAGCAGCAGCAGCAGCGCGGCCGCUUCAACUCGGCCAUGUCGGACUGCGCCUCGGUGGACGACGAGGAUCUGGGCGGCGGCGGCGGCGGCAUCGGCGGCAUCCCAUACGGGGCCCGGGACGAUGACCCGAACUGCCGCAGGAUGCUGCGGCACCAGUACCGGGAACUCAUCAACAGCGUCCAGCAGAAUCGGGAAGACAUGAUCAGACCCAACAGUAAUAAAUUAACGGAAGCACUGGAGGAAGCUAAUAAGUUGUUUUCCAAAGUACGUCAGACAAGUGAGGCAGCUCUGGACGCUCAGUUUCUUGUACUUGCAACAAACCUGGGUCAAGAGAAAGCUAAUCAGCUACACACAGACAUGAUGGUGUUUGAUCCAUCAGUUUUUGCAGAGGAACUGUUAACCUUCAUGGGUUUGAGACGACUGGAAAAUGAAGGGAGUGAUGAAGAUGAUGAAUCUGCAGGGUGGCUUCCUAAAGAUACCUGGACUAAACUAGGAAAUGAAGCUGGAAAAUAUUUUAGAAGGACUCCAGCCUUUCAUUAUAUGCUGGGAUCUUUCAAAAGUGAACCUCCUGUUCCACGACCUAAAGUUGAGAGGCAGAAGAGGGUUCCAACUAAGGAAGAGCGCAGAAUAAUGCCCACACAGUUGAAGAAAAUGGAUGAAUCUCACCAAGAAGCGACUGAAAAGGAAGUGGAAAGGAUAUUGGGACUAUUGCAAGAGUACUUCAAAUCUGACCCGGAAACUCCAAUCAAUUUCUUUGACUUUGUAAUUGAUCCAAGUUCUUAUUCGCGUACUGUGGAGAACAUAUUCCAUGUCUCCUUUAUUGUGAGAGAUGGUUUUGCAGCCAUUGGACUCGACCAAGAUAAACUACCAAUUAUUGAGCCAGUAAAUGAAGGCGUGGGUAAUGACAGACCACAACAACAAAGACAACAGACAGUUAUUUCUUUGAGUCAUGAGGAAUGGAAGGAAAUAAUUGAUACGUUUGAAAUAGCAGAUGCCAUGAUACCACCAUUAACCCACGGAGAUCAAUGAUGCUUGAUAAAUUUGAUGUGCCUUGUACAAUACCCUACAGCUAUUGGAACAUGGAAUUUUGAAGACAUGAAGAUUAUUUUGUAUAUGUGGCUUGUGAAGUUUAUACAGUGAAGUCAUACAUUUUGUGUAUUUUUAUUCCUUUGACAGAAAUAAAUGAUUCAAUUAUUUAUAUUAA